This is a messenger RNA of Paramecium octaurelia, 738 nucleotides long. NCBI's taxonomy places the organism in Eukaryota, Ciliophora, Oligohymenophorea, Peniculida, Parameciidae. The record is from the annotation of a GenBank genome assembly.
AGUUAAUAUGCCUUCACAAUAUCCAAAUUUACCUUUUACAAAUCAAACUCCAACCCAUAAAACUAAUCCCUCUCACUCUCCUCAUCAACGAAUGCUCUUCCAAUCCUCAUCCCCCGUGCCUGAUAGCAAAAGCUACACACCUGCAAAACAAUUGGGCGAAUUGGAAUUGCUCUAUCAGAAAAUCAAUUUGCUUCAAAAUGAAAAUAAAAUGCUCAAAGGCCAAUUGGAAAAUGCCAAUCUUCAGAUCCAAUAAUUGUCAACCAAAAUCAAUUCCUACAAUAGUUAAGCCAUUUUCAAGACCACUACUUUCGAAUUAGUGGUACUGUAAAAAGCAUUAGAGCAAUUAGAAUAAUUGAAAACGGCUUUGCAGAAAAGAAAGGUAAGUCCUCUUCACAACAAUUUAACUCUGCCUACUGAGGAAUCGGCUGAAGUCAUUAGCGAAUUGAAGAGUAAAAUCACAUUCCUAGAAUAAAAGAAUAUCAAAUUAAGCAAGGAGAACUCAGAACUAUAAGUAGACUACUCUUUCGUUAUUUUUAGCAUCACAUCCUAUUUUCUGGCCAAUCUGAGACCAAAGAAUUUGUCAGAGAAGGCAGAAAACAAUUGCUGUCUGAUCCGAGUGAAAUUCGGAAAGUCAAUAGGAACAGUCCCAUCAGGUUUGUCAAUCAAAAAGGAAGUCCAAGCAAUCCAUAUAGAUCACCGAAACACACAGAGUGAACAAUUUAUUUAUACUUUAUUAAU